This is a messenger RNA of Penicillium cataractarum, 651 nucleotides long. RefSeq lists its product as uncharacterized. The transcript has a single exon. NCBI's taxonomy places the organism in Eukaryota, Fungi, Ascomycota, Eurotiomycetes, Eurotiales, Aspergillaceae. The record is from RefSeq and is a predicted model, not a curated record. Bases 1 to 651 code for a protein of 216 amino acids.
AUGUUCGCUCGAGCGGAUGAAAUCUUCGGUGGUAUCGACCACGUCUUUGCCAACGCUGGCGUCGGCCCGACCACGGACUUUUGGGGUAUAAAACUCAACGACGACGGGCAACUCGAGCCUCCCCCUCUCCGAACUAUCAAUGUCAAUCUCAUCGGCCCACUAUACACAAUUAACUUGGCGCAGGCCUAUAUGAGACAACUUGCAAGCCGUCGUCCUAUGAUGAAAACAGGCAGUGUUGUCCUCGCAGCCUCUGCUGUUUCCUUCCAAAACUUCAGUGCUGGCGACUAUACAAUCGCCAAGCACGGUAUUUUAGGCAUGAUCCGUGGUCUAGUGCACAAGCUUGAAGCAGACGGUAGAAUUCGAUUGAACGCGGUCGCACCCUCUUGGACUAGGACACGGAUGGCCCCGAUGGAAAUUAUUCAGGCUAUGGGUGUGCCAGUUCAGUCGCCUGAGGCUGUUGCGCAGAAUGUGGUGCUGCUUUUCGCUGAUGAGACUCGGCACGGAGAAGUCAUCUACAGCUCGCAGGGAAAGUUUUUGGAGAUCAAUAAAGCUGAUGGUGGGCUUUUAUCGAUGACGAAGGGGCUGCUCUAUGAUGAUGACAAUCUGGAGGGUGUGAUGCGAAAUGUGCAUGAGCAAAUCGCUAAAGCUUAA